Messenger RNA from Vicia villosa (hairy vetch), 1405 nucleotides. RefSeq names its product gibberellin 2-beta-dioxygenase 2. NCBI's taxonomy places the organism in Eukaryota, Viridiplantae, Streptophyta, Magnoliopsida, Fabales, Fabaceae. Gene Ontology annotation, biological process: gibberellin catabolic process; response to light stimulus. The record is from RefSeq and is a predicted model, not a curated record. The coding region runs from base 60 to 1115 and encodes 351 amino acids. The transcript is spliced from 3 exons.
UUUUCCUCCAACCAAUUAUCUAUACUCUCUCUACAUCUUUUCUUUCUACAUAGAUAACAAUGGUAGUGCCUUCUCCAACUUCUAUGAUAAGAACAAAGAAAACAAAAGCAGUUGGAAUUCCGACGAUCGACCUUUCUGUUGAAAGGUCGCAGUUGUCGGAAUUAGUAGUGAAAGCGUGUGAAGAAUAUGGUUUCUUCAAGGUGGUGAAUCAUAGUGUACCAAAAGAGGUUAUUUCAAGAUUGGAUGAGGAAGGAAUAGAGUUUUUCUCAAAGAAUUCUUCAGAAAAAUGUCAAGCUGGUACUUCUACUCCCUUUGGUUAUGGCUGCAAAAAUAUUGGUCCUAAUGGUGAUAAAGGUGAACUUGAAUAUCUUCUUCUUCAUUCCAAUCCUGCUUCAAUAUCAGAGAGAUCCAAAACCAUAGCAAAAGAUCACCCCUUAAAAUUCAGUUGCAUCGUCAAUGAUUACAUAAAAGCAGUUAAAGACUUAACAUGUGAGAUUCUUGAGCUAGCAGCAGAAGGAUUGUGGGUCCCUGACAAGUCCUCACUCAGCAAAAUUAUCAAAGAUGAAAAUAGUGACUCACUUCUUAGAAUCAAUCACUACCCUCCAGUGAAGAAACUAGGGAAUGAGAAUUGGGACCCAUCAAAAAUUCAUAAUAGCAAUAGUAAUAAUAAUAAUACUAUUGGGUUUGGAGAACAUUCUGACCCUCAGAUCUUAACUAUCUUAAGAUCCAACAACGUGGGUGGUCUUCAAAUUUCAACUCACCAUGGUUUGUGGAUCCCUGUCCCUCCUGACCCCAAUGAAUUCUAUGUCAUGGUUGGCGAUGCCCUUCAGGUUUUAACAAAUGGAAGAUUUGUGAGUGUGAGACAUAGAGUUUUGACUAACACAACAAAGCCUAGAAUGUCAAUGAUGUACUUUGCAGCACCACCUUUGAAUUGGUUGAUAAGCCCAUUAUCAAAAUUGGUGACGGCCCAUAGCCCAAGUCUAUAUAGGCCCUUUACAUGGGCCCAAUAUAAACAAGCAGCAUAUGCUCUGAGAUUAGGAGAUACACGUCUUGAUCAAUUCAAGGUUCAAAAGCAAGAAGAUAGCAAUGUUGAACAUGAUUCUCACUCUCUAUGACACUUGAAUUAGGUUUAUUGUUCAUAGUCUUUCUUUUGUAUCAAUUAUUGUUUCUUGUUUUAUAUUUAGUUUUGAUAUUUUUUGGGUUUGAAAAAAAUUUACCUGAGUGAUUUAGUGAUUUGUGUAGGGGGAAGAAAAUUAGUCCAGUUAGUUUUUGUUUUUGAUAAAAAUUUCUCCACCUAGUAGGUAUUGUAAAAUAUAUAUAUAGGUAGUUUUUCAAGUUCUAUACAAGGGAAUUUUGAGGUGAAUGUUGUUCAAUGAAAUCAGCUCCAAAGUCAUUUAUUUUUCUA